Molecule: messenger RNA, 1089 nt
Organism: Seminavis robusta
Lineage: Eukaryota; Bacillariophyta; Bacillariophyceae; Naviculales; Naviculaceae
Source: the annotation of a GenBank genome assembly
AUGACGACUCCUCUUGAUAGAGCCACCAUAAACAAGCACUUUCGAAAUGAAGAAGAGCGGAACACUUUCCUUCGGCGCCUCAAAAGGUCCAUGAAGCGUAGGAUUCAUCAGAACUCCGCCGAAGAAUUUUUCGAGGAUGCUCGUCGAAUUGAUGGUCUCGACGACAACUUUGAAUUCUCGGUCGACAAUUUGCUAGCCUUGGUCGAUCAAUUCCCAGAUUCAAAGACUGCAAUGGGACUUCUGGAAAGUGCUAUUUGCUGCGUCAUUGGUCACGAAGCCUUCGAGAAUGGCGACAUUAAGGCCGCAGCAUCCGCAUAUGCUGAUGUUUACCGAAAGAACUCCUUAGUGUUACGCUGGCAGUCUUCCAAGAUGCAGGGCGCAAUGGAGGCGUUCAACAGGUUAUCUACAGAUGCUACGCAACUGAACCAACAUCGUGCCGAAGCUCUGUUUGUCCACGCCAACAUUCUCUUCGUGCGGGGCGAGCACCACAAAGGGCUACAGCGACUUUCACUUGCGCAGCUUCUUCUUCCAAACGACCCCUACUUUCCCGCAAUAGAGGGCUGCAUCCUGGCCAUGCAAAUGCAGGCGUCGAGGGCGCUGCAAGCCUUCAAAAAGGCCGAAACACUUGGCUGUGAAGACCCAGAGCACACAUUGUUUCACCAAGCGAUAUUGUUGGACUUGAGUACACAAAAGGAUGGAAAGUCGAGUGCUCUCCUCCAACGCUUCGUCAAAUGUGCAGAGCCCGAUGCAAGGAAGCUGCCUGAAGCUUGCUAUCGCCUAGCGCUCCUUCAUGGACACCGUGGUCCCCGUCACAUGGGCGAGGCAAAACGCUUCUACACUCUGGGCGAAAAAGCCGAACGGGACGGGCUCUCGGUCUUCAAGGAUGAAGCCUCUCAAUGGAGAAUCAAAGCGCGGGCUUUGGUGAAACAUUACCAUGAAUGUGGCAAUAGCAGCUGCCGCAGUGCGGGCACCAUGGAUUGUACUGCGUGCGAACAGGUCUUCUACUGCAGCAAGGUGUGCCAGAAAGCCCAUUGGCCCGCCCACAGGCGCUGGUGCAAAAAACAUCGAAAGAUCUCGCCAACUGGAUGA